Messenger RNA from Cinara cedri, 12914 nucleotides. The record is from the annotation of a GenBank genome assembly. Lineage: Eukaryota; Metazoa; Arthropoda; Insecta; Hemiptera; Aphididae.
UGUAAAUUUUUAUCAUCAUUGUUAUCAAAUACUAUACAUUUGUUGUCAUCAAAAAAUAAGUUUUUUUGUGAUUUAAUGAAUAAUUAAUUACUAUUAUAACAAUAAAAUAUAAAUUUUAUAAUUUACAAUUCACAAAUGAUGUCUCUUAAUAUUUCUGCUAAUAAUGUUUGUUUUUUAAGUCUUAAAAAUAUAUUCAAGUAUAAAUUGCAUUCAAAAUAUAUACAUAAAUCUGUUGUAGCUAGAAAAAUUACACCACAAGAAGUAAAUUUAUUUAAGAAUAGAAUGCCACUAUUACUAUUACUUAUAAAUUGUAUCUUUAUAAUAUUGUAGGUGACUGCUAUCCUAAGUUCUAAAGAAUAUUUAUAUGAAUUUGAACAGAAUUGUGGGUCUAUUAAAGCAUAUGAAACAAAUCAACUAGAAUCAAAUGUUCCAAUCGAAGAUGUCCGUGCUGAAGCAAAAUGUCUUUUAACAUCUGGUUGGUUUAUUUAAAUGAAUAAUUUUAUCUUUAAUGUUGUCCUGUGCAUUUCAGGUUGAUAAAAAUUAUAAGUGAUUAAUCAAGUUUGUAAGUUUAUUUAAAUUUAAUUAUUAAUAUACACAGGUGCGUAGCCAGGAUUUUCUCAAAGGGGCGGGGGCUGACCAUAUUAUAUUGGUAAACUGUAUUUAUAUAUAAACUGUGUAGAAUUAUUAUAAUUUCAUGUUAUACCAAUUUAUUCAUAUUGACGUUUAAAAUAUAUAUGAAUGACCUAGCUUAAUUCAUACAAUAUUAUACUGUUUUUAUUAAUAUUUAGAUCUAUGAAUACUAUACAUAUUUACUAUUAAUUAAAGUAUUAAAAAUAGUCUUAUUAUAUCAGUCUAUUUUUUUAACUCAUGUUUUAUAAAGUAUUUCUAGAAAAAUAAAAAAAUAAACAUCUUUGUAAAACCAAUACAUUCCUCGCUCUUCUCUGUAUCAAAAAAUUUUAAAUAUCAAAAACAAUAAUUACAAAAUACAAGCUAAGCAAUUAAACCCCAUUUGUAUUAUUAAAAAACAGUAAUAUUAUAAUACAGUAUAUAGUAUUACUACAUAUAGACAGCAAAGUAUAUAGUAUAUAAAAUUAUUUAAAAAUUACAUAUUCUAAUUUCUUUUUUGUCUUAGCUAAUUGAUUUAAAAUUUCUUUUAGUGUUACUGGUAUUUCCCGAUGAAUAUUUAAUGAAGCCAAACCACUUUAAUAUGUUUUGAUUUAGUGUUACUCAAAUAAGUCUUCAAUAUGUGAAGAGUGGAAAAUGAGCGUUCGGCUGUAAAUGUGGUCACUGGCAAUGUAGCUAAUGUUUCAAUUAUUUUAUGAACAUUUGGAUGUAUCAUAUUAUCACAGAAACUUAAAUACUCUAAAAUAUUAGGAUUAAUGAAUAAUUCAGUUUUCAAAAAGAGUAUCAUAUUUUAACUUCUUGAUAAACUUGCCUAACUAAACUGUAAGUUUUUCAAUAUUAUUUAUAAUUACUUCAGUUUCAAAGUUCAAAAUUCACUAAAAAAAUGUUUGCAAUUGGCAAAAAGAUCUUCAAUGUUUUGAUGGAAUGUGUCUAAGAACGGAAUACAAAUUAUAAAAUUGUACAUUUAUGAAAUAUUCUAUUUCAAUAUAUUGAAGGGUAUCUAUUCAAAGAUUCACAAGGGGGUUGUAACCUGAUAACCUCUUUCAUGGCUAUGCCCUUAAAUAUAGGUACUUUCAUUUUAUCAUGUUUAGUAAUAGGUAUAUUAUGUCAGUUCAGUAUGUAACUACGUAUUCAAUUAUAUAUUAAUGUUUCAAUUGAUUAGGUAUGUUGUUUGGAGUGUUUGAUGGCCAUGCUGGUGCAAGCUGUUCUCAUGUAAUUGCCAAACGUUUAUUUGAUUACAUUUGUGUUAGUUUAUUACCUAAGCCAUUGCUUAUGGAAUAUCUACAAUAUGACAGUAAGCUUGUUGAAAUGCGUAAUGAGACAUUUCAUUUAGUUGGUGAAUUAAAAUCUAUAUAUGCUGAAAGUCUUAAAUCAUACGUACUUAAAUUAAUAAAUGAACGUCAAGAACAUCAAUUUAAAAUGAAAGAUGCAUUGGAAAAAUCAUUUAUGCAACUAGACGAAGAUAUUAUGGCUGAAGCAAGAUUAAAUGUUAGUGGUGAUGUUGAUAAUUUAACAUUAAAUGUAGGUUUGUCUGGAUCAGUAGCAUGUGUUGCUCAUAUUGAUGGACCUCAUUUGCAUGUUGCUUCAGCUGGAGAUUGUUUAGCAGUAGUUGGAGUUUAUACAGAUGAUGAUACAUGGGUAGCUAAGGUAGACAAAUAUUUAAUAACAUCGUUGAGUAUCUAUAGCUUAAUAUUUAUAUUAUUUUAUUAUAUAGGUUAUGGUUGAAGAACACAAUACUGAAAAUUUAAAUGAACUUAAUAGAAUACUUUCUGAACAUCCAGUUAAUGAAAAAGACACAGUGAUAAAAUAUGAUAGGCUUCUCGGUCAAUUAGCACCAUUAAGAGCCUUUGGAGAUUUAAGGUUUUUAUGUUUUUAAGCAAUUUAGUAACAAAAGCAUUUAAUAUACCGUGUUUAAUUAAUAUUGAUAAUUUUAUUUGACAUUAAAACAUAUUUAUAGAUAUAAAUGGUCUAGAGAGAUGUUAUCUGAAUAUAUUCCUAAAUUAGGAGAAAAUAUAAUACCACCAUUUUAUUACACACCUCCAUACUUAACUGCCAAACCUCAAGUCGCUCAUUAUCAUCUACAACCAAGAGAUAAGUUUCUUGUAUUAGCUACUGAUGGGCUCUGGGAUUUUAUGACUCCAUUACAAGUAAAAUAUAAUUAAUAAUAUUUGCUAUAAUCCAAAUAAUUAUUUUUAAAUUUUAGGUUGUUCGUUUAGUUGGAGAGCACAUGAGUGGAAAAGUUACGUUGACACCACUUAAGUUACCAAGAAAAAAUAUGAAAUUAAAGGAAAUAAAUAAUUUAUUGUUACAAAGACGAGAUAGUUUAAAACGAAAACCAGUUGAUGCAAAUGCAUGUACACAUUUAAUACGCAAUGCUUUGGGAGGUACUGAAUAUGGAGUUGAGCAUGCUAAAUUAUCUCAAUUAUUAAAUUUACCAAAAAAUAUUUCUAGAUCAUUUAGAGAUGAUAUAACUAUAACAAUUGUAUAUUUUAAUACAGAAUAUCUAAGACAUCGUCAACCUGAGUAAUGUAUAAUAACUAAAAAGAAAAGAAAAUAUAGUUUUAAAUGGAAUUUAAUUUUGCUACUAAGAAUAAAAUAAAAAUCAUUUAUCUGCGAUGUCUGCCGAUUCUUAUAAAAUUCAACAUUUUGAUCAAAUCCUGAUAAAGUGAAAUAGUUCCUUAGUUAAAUCUUUAAUAUUUUAUGUAUGUUAAAAAGAUUUCAUUUAGUUAAAUCAAAACUUUAUCAAUUUAGUCAUUAAUUAAUAUUUAAUAUGUUAGUAUGUUUUAGAAGUAUCAAAAUAAAUAAAAGUUGGUUUUUAAAUUUAUAAUACAUAUAAUAGUUAUAUUAUCUUUGCACUAUUUGUUAUUAUUAUUUUUUACAAAUAAAUCAUUUUCAUUGCAUAAUGGAGUAAAUUAUUAUAUGAUGUAUAGCCACAAUAUUAUUAAUAAGCAGGUGUCACCUGGUUUCGCUAGAUGGUCUUUUAAUUAAGUUAUAUUGUUUUUGUUUUCAUGUAUAAGGAUGUCAACUUUUUUGUUUGCAAUUUCUUGUGUAUGAUGUUCACUUUUUUUCAGUCUAUCAAAAAAAAAAAAAAAAAAAAAAAAAAAAAAAUAAUAAUAAUAAUAAAAAUAACUUGGUCUUUUUGUUUAUUAAAUUUAGAUUUUAAAAAACCUUAAAAAAAUCAUUUCGAUCAUCAAUUAUUAUCAUGUUUAUGAAAGCGACCAGAACCUGGAUUUUUCCGAAUGUUUCAUUAAUAAUGACAAUCAUUUUUUUUUUCAAAAACACUUAAGUAUUUCAACAUUUGAUAAAAUAUCAAUUUUUAUUAUAAGUAUAAGUGAUCAUGUGUUUACGUAAAUUGAUGUUCGCAAAGAAUGUUACCAAUUUUUACAUAGAAAAAAUAUGUAAUAUUUAAUUUACGAAGGAAUAUGAAAAUUAAUUGAACUACAUAUAAACAAAUUUGGAAAAAUAAAAUCCAGGAAGUUUAUUUGUUUUAAAUUCUACACAUUUUUCAUCUACCUAAUGUUUUAAUUCAUAUAUAUUUCAAAUUAUUUUUAUCUGAUCUUGUUUGGUAUUAAUAAUUUUUUUUUAUAAAUUGUUUAUGAAUUUGCUAAAGCUUAACCAAUAUGAAAUCAUAUUGAUAAGGUUUCAUUAAACAAAAUACUAUUCAAAUUCUAGCCAAUGUUGAAUAUGAAUAAAAAAAUAAAACAGUAAUUUUUAAGAUAAAUUGUGUGUAAUAUAGAUUUCAUAGAAACAUGAAUGUUUAAAAAACAUUUUUAUCAUAUAAUAUAAAAAAAUAAUACUUUCACUAGACUUAAAAUUUGUUAAAUCAAUAAUAUUAAAUAUUUAUUUCUUAACAUAGAUUUUAUAUUAUAAUAGUCAUUAUAUAUUUUACUACAUAAGAUGUCUCAUGAUGAUCUGACAUUUGAAAUAACUGUUGUUUUAUAAAUACUAUAGUAUUUACAAUCAAUAGUUCUAUUAAAUAUUUUUAAAAUAAUUAGUAUACCUCUGCGCUUAUUACAUUUUCUUUAGGUAUGGGAAUUAAAAUAAGUGUUAAAAAUAGUUACUUUGUAAUUUUGGUGGUUGAAACUUUUGUUAAGUAUAUUUUAUACAAUUUUUCGUAAAUGUCAAUUAAUUAUUGUGGUUUACAAGUAAUAAAAACAGUCUACAAAUUAUGAUAAUAUUAUAUUAGGUAUAUUAAAACUCAUGGAAAAGAAAAUUCUUGUUAUUUGAUGACAUCAAAGCAUAUUGUGCUCUGAACACUAAUUAAAUAUUUUAGUAAAUAAAUUACAAACCACAAAUAUAUAACCAUUUGUAAACAUUUCAAAAAAUGAAUAUACAAAUAAAAAAAAUGUAUACAUAGAAAUAAAAGAUAAAUAAAUAAAUGGUUGUGUGUGUUGCUUGGAGUAUUAUGAUAAGUGUAUCCCGGAUACCGGAUACCGGAUAUGACCGGUUUUGAAUUAAAAAUUCAUCAUCAGGUAUAUUAUUGUCAAAAUGUAAAACGUGACUGAAUAUAAAUAAUUAAAUGAAUACAUAAAAAAAAAAAGAUAAAUUACAAAUUGGUCGUUUUAUAUGAAAUAUAGAAAUAAUUUAUUUUAAUUGUCGAGAUUAUUUUAAAAAGGGUUAUUAUUAGACAUAGAUAUGUUCAGAAAUACAAAUUAUUUGGUUAUUAUUUCUUAUCUAAAAUGUAUUGAUAUAAAAUAUUAUUUUUAAAAUCGGUUUGUACAAUUUAAAUAUUAUUAAAAUUAUUUUUCUUUAUUUCAUUGUAUAUAUGUAAUUCUUCUAAAACUGAAUUAAUGUAAAUAUUAUUUUGGGUAUUUAAUAUCAAAGCUUAUAUUAUGGUUAUUUUCUAAAACAUGUUUAGCAAAAAUUAGGAGCAGUUUUAGAGCUUUAAGUAAGCUUUGAUAUUAAUGUACUUAGUAAUAUUAAAUUGUAGAAAAUAAAAUACCAUACUUAAACAAAAGUUUCAACUACCAAAAAUGUUCAAAACAAAUUAUAGUAUAUAUAAUUAAACACAACAAAUUUUUUUUUAAUAUAUUAAAUAUAUUUUGACUGUAUCGACACAGAGGCCGACUACAAAAAUAAAUUAAAAAUAUUGAAUAGAACAAAAGUUAUUUCAAGUGUCAUUUCAUCAUGGGACAUAAAACCAUCUUAAUAAUAUAAUUAUGCAAAGUUCUGUGAUAACAUUAAAAAUAGAUAGGUACAUGGAUUAAUUGAGAAUAAAAUUGGCUAAAAUUAAGAGAAAAAGAUGGACAUACAAUGCACAUGGGCCAUUGUUGUAGGUGAGUAGUUGGGAAGAUAGAAGGCAAAUUUAAUGUAAAUCUGUAGGCAACUAUCGCCUAUUAACUAUUGUUAAUAAAAAAUGAUUCUGAGUGAAGUUAGGUUAGAAGUGUUACUUUGUCAAAAAUAUAUGUUACAUUAUUUAAAUAAUUACAUAUGCAUUAUAUAUUUUCUUUCUUUUUUAAUAAUAUUGUACUUUUUUUUUCCCAUUUAUUGAAUCCACGCAGAAAAGGUGCUAUAUUUGAUACUUCAGAGCAAGAUUUCUGAUAGAAUUUUUGUACACAGUAUAUAUAUAUAUAUAAAAAAAAAAAAUAGUGAAUCAUCACAUCAAGCCAUUGAAGGAAAUUUAAUAAAUAAUUGAAAAAGAAAAGAUACCACGGAAAUGAGUGUUAUAUUUGGUGAAAUGAGAUGGAACCCCUAAUUUAAUUUAAUUUAAUUUGAUCAGAUUAAUUAGACAAGAAAGAAGUAUUGACAUAAUGAUAUGUAAGGCUGGACAGUCCAUUUAUCUGUUAUGUUUUGUUAAUUUACCAUGGCAAAUUAGUAUAAAAUUCAUUAUAACUUGUCAUGUACUAUAGGCAGACAAUUAUUAAUGAAAUUUACUAUUAUAUAAUCAAGUUGAAGCUAGUGACUAUUGUGGCUGGGGUAAAAUCUAUUAAAUGCACCCAGUUUAUAAUAUACUAUUGUUAAUUUAUAGGUUUUGAUAAAAUUGUAUAUUAUUAGGUACUCUUAAUGCUUUACUUCAUUACAACAAUACACAUAGAUAUCAUUUCAUAAUAAUAUAUUCUAGUGUAAAUAAUUAUAUUUUUCAUUCAUUACUUAAUUGAAAAUUAAUUUGUAUAUGUAUAUUUUUAUUUUGCUUAUUUGAGGCUAUUUAGGCUCGUAUAUAUAAACUAUUUGAAAUUGAAAAUGAGACAAGAUUGGAAUUUAGUAUUGACUAUGUUGUCUAUUGAAAAAACAGUGAAAAUAUUAGAUGUAAAAAAUUUGAUGUCAUUGGACAAAAGGGGGAAAAAUUUCACUUUAAUUUUAUCAGUGAUGGAGAAAGAUCAGUGUUAUGAUAGAUGCGAGGUGAGACAGUGGAAGUGACUAUAUAUAUGAUCUAUCACAUCUGUUAGAGGUAAAUUCUUAAAAACAUUUAUUAUGUAUUUGUAUAUUCAUCAUAUUGAGUGAUACAUGAAUUAAUAGUAAAUCUAAAUGUGCACUGUUACAUUAAUUAAAUUAAAGAGAAAAUACUCGAGGUUUAAACCUUUGAGAAUUUGAUCGAAAAAUAUAUAGGUAGGCCAAUCGCUAAUAGACAAUAUAUUACUAGUUACUAAUGAUAACAAUUUCUCUGUUGACUACAGAUAAAAUAGUAAAAUAUGAUACAAUAUCUUUUAUAUUAUAAUAAUGUAAUGAAAAACACAAUUACACUAACAAAUUAUUAUGAACUAAUAAAAUUGCAAAAUUUGUCUUACUAUUAUUAAAAUAAAUUCUUUUAAAUUAAUUUAAUGGACAUUUUUUUUAUAACCUAUUUGAAAUAUUUGCUCUUGGAUCCAUAACACCUAACCCUUUUCACAUCCUCGAGGGAUAUAAUUCCUCAUUGUGCACCAAUUAAUGUUUUAUAUAUAACCUAUAAAAUAUCUAUCAUUUACAAUUUUUAAGUGAUAAUUUAAAAAGAAAAAAAAUUAUUUUAUAUUUCAAUAAACUCCCUCAAAUUGAGAAAUGUUGAGGUAUUUUAAGAUUUUAUUUUUUUUUCUUGGUUACCCUUUGCUGUCUAAACAAAAAUUUACAAAUUAAAUAAAAGUCAAGAAAAUACAUAUAUUUUUUAAUCAAUGUACUAUAAUGAUAUAUCAUUUCAAUCAGUUCACAGAUAAAAGCUACCAGUGAUGGCUUGUGAGCCCACUUAUAUGAAGUUGGAAUUCAAAAGAUAAUUUAUGAAAUUAAUGGUUGGUGUUAUAUAGAAAUUAAAAAAAAAAAAAAAAACUAUUAUAAAUAUAUUUAUAUUUUUUAACAUUAAGUUAAAUAAAAAGUAAGUUUUAGUUUAGGAAGGUAUUGUUUGUAAUGACUUAUUAUUGUGUAGAAUAUACUUUACAUAUGAUAUAUCAAAUGUUGUUAUGUUUACUGUGGGCAAUUGAUUUAUUUAAUAAUUACAACUAGUAGUAGACAUAAAAUAUGAUUAUAUAUUAUAUAAAAAAAUAAAAAUGAUAUUAUUUAUAUUAUUGUACAUCUAAAGUAAAUAAAAUAACUAUGAAGAGGCAUAUUUCAUUGUUAUGCCCACCAAAAUUUUCUAGUAAUCACACGGAAAUUUCCUUGAUAAAAUAUAUGUUUAAUGGAGUAGUAAAUAAGUAGAAAUAUAUAUAACUGAUAAAAAUAAUAUAAUCUACAAUAUUACAAGUUGGAAUAAAUAAUUUAAUAACUUAAAAAAAUAAAUAAUGUCUUGAUCAAUUGGGAAAACUGGUUAGUUAAUAUUGAAUUUGUUUCAUUUAUUUGAACAUUUUAAGCUGACUCACACUUAUUGAGUGACGCGAGCAGGUUUUAUACAUUGGUACAAACUCGUAUAGUUAUUUCAUAUAAACGCAUACAAUUUUCAAAUUUAAACUUAUGAAUUGAUAGAAAAAAAAAAAUUUAAUUUUUAAGUAUAAAACCUGUAUAACAUUAACAUCACUAUCCUUCUUGACCAAAAUCCAUUGUAAAUUUAUCUAAUCUUUUCAUAUCGUCAUCAUUAACUGUUGGUUUAGAUGUAGCCAACGAUCUUAACAUGUCAUUCUAUAAAAAAAAAUAGUUAUUGAUAUAUUAUCUUAUUCAUACAAAUACAAAUUAUAAAUGAUAAGUAAUUACUUACCAUUGAUACUGGUGGUUCAAGAAGUUUAUCACUAGGGACAUCCAUAAAUGACAUUUCAACAGCACCAGGGCUGCCCGGCGAACACGGUGUUAGUAGGUCAUUUACAGUUACAUUUGGGUCUGAUCGACUAGGGCCAGAUAUUUUUUUGAAGUGUGUAGCUGUUUGCACUUUACGUACUGGUUGCAUUAAUGCAUCUCUCACAACAAUACUGAUAUCUGCUCCAGAGUAUCUGUUAAACAUAAAGUGUUUUUUAGUAUUACAAAUUAGGUAUUAUAUUUAUUUUAUAAAACAUAAUACCCUUCAGUUUUAUUUGCUAAUAUCUUAAAAUCAGUUUCACUUAGUACAUGAUAGGUGUUUCCUAAAUUUUGUUUCAACAUUAACAAUCUAGCUUGUUCUUCUGGCAAUGGUAUAUAAAUACGUUUCUCAAAACGUCUACGUAUUGCAGCAUCAAGAACCCAGGGUAUGUUUGUUGCUCCUAAUACAAGUAUACCUUCAUUAUCAGUACCAACACCUAAAAACAUUAAUUAAAUAGUAUGUACACUGAAUACAAAUUCUAUACACUGAUAGAUACAAUUAAAACAAAUUAUACUAAUGAUACCUUGCAUUUGUACUAAAAACUCAGUCUUGAUUCGCCGAGCUGAUUCAGAUUCAUUGUCUGAACGUGAUGAACAAAGCGAAUCUACUUCAUCAAUAAAAAUAAUGCUAGGUUUAUGUUGUCUUGCCAAUUCAAAUAGAUUUUUAACAAGUUUUUCAGACUCUCCAAGCCAUUUUGAUACAAGAUCAGAGGAUGAGACGGAAAAAAAUGUAGAAUUAUUAGCUUCUGUCGCAACAGCUUUGGCUAAAUAUGACUUACCAGUUCCUGGUGGCUAAAAGAGGACUGCCUAAUUAAUUUACAUGGAUAUAGUGACAAGGUUAAAUCUAAUUUACCCCAAACAAUAGUAUUCCUUUCCAAGGAAUUCUUUUACCAGUGAACAGAUGAGGGAAUUUUAUAGGAAGUAUAACUGCUUCUUUUAAGGCUUCUUUUGCUCCUUCCAAACCAGCAAUAUCUGACCAUUUUACACAAGGUUUUUCUACAACAAUAGCUCCUUCUAGUUUAUUCUGUAGCUUUUUUGCUUCAGGGUCAUCCCCAUCUUCAUCGCUAUCAUUUUUCUUGUCAUCAUUUCUUUAAAUAGUCAUAACAAAUUAUUUAUCUUUUCAUAAUAGUGAUUAAUAAAAAAUCUUACUUAGAAUUUGACUCUCCUGCUUUAACUGGUUUCUUUUUAUUUUUUCCAUUUUUUAAAUAGUCUUUAAGUUUUUCUGCUCUUUCUAAAUAUUGUGUACAACGACUGCGUAUGCUAUCUUUAGCUUUUUCUCCUUGAGUUUCAUCUAAACAAACAUUUUUGUAAAGUGUUUAAAUUGAUUAUUAAAUGAUAAAUAAGUAAGAUAAUCAACUAAUAUUGGCUUGAUUAAUAAACUUGAUAGUAUUUAAAUUCGACUGAUUAUUUAAAAUACUGUGGGACUAAAUGUCUAAUAGCUCCUGAGAUCUAAUGUACUAAUAUAAUAUUAGCUAGGGAAGAUGCUAUAAACUUAUGUUUUUUAUGGGAAUGUGUCCAGGAUUCAAAUAUUUAUUAUAUCUAGCUUACAUUUAAGAGCAUGUAAAAAGUAUUCAAUGCCACUUUCAUAUAAUUUCAGAGCUUCUUCGUAAUUUUUAUUGCGAUCUUCUUCAGUUGCUUUAGUUACUAAAUCUAUUGCUUUCUGAAAUAAAAAAAAAAAAAAAUGCAUUUAUAGAUACCUUCAUAAUAGUAAUAACUUAUUUAAGUAGAUUAAUCAAUACAUUGUUCACUGAAUUAAAAGUAUAAAAGUAGAUAGGUAGGUACAUAAUAAUGAUAAGUAAACAAUAAAACUAGGGGAGACACAGGGGCACUCCAUACCUUUAGUAUUUGUUUUAAAUAUGACAGUACAUAUUUUUUCAUUUUCAUUAAAAUUUUAACUUUAAAGACUUAACUAGAAAAAAAAAUUCUACAUUAAACACAAUUAUUUUUGUUAUCAUUUAUUGAAAUUUAUGAUAAACCUUAUGAUACAUUUCACAGAGCUAAAAUAAUUUGAAUUAUAUAAACUCGAAUAAAAACUUAAAACAACUCGAAAAAUUACUAGAAUGUUUUGAAAAUUGUAUCAUAUCUGAAAAUAUAUAUAAGAAUUCUUGUGAAAUUUUUGGCAAAGGAAAUUAUUUUUACGGCAUAAAAAAAAAAAUUGGAAAUAACUGAAAUAUUACAAUUCUUCAUGUUUUUCUUUAUUAUUAAGAAUACUACAAGGACAAUAAAAAAAAAAAAAGCUCUUAAUUGUAUUCAUUGAACAUUUUAUACCAAAAUUCAUUACCCAUAAAAUUGAUCAUCAGAGCAAGAUUUCUGAUAGGAAAGUCGUUUAAAUACAAAAAAAAGUAGUAACAAUCAAAUAGUAGAAUCUAAAACAAAUCUAUACCGAUAAGAACCUAUUAUUCCCAACUUAAUUUUAUAGACGUACGAGAAUAUUUAUAAACAUUUUCUAUUAAAUAUAUUGAUCUAAUUUGUGUGUAAUUUUAAAGGGUUUGAAUAAUUUGAAAGUUAUAAGUAGAAUAUUUUGUAUUUAUUUUUAAUAUGUAUAAUUUUAUGGCGACAAUCAUUAUCUAAAGAAUAUUAUUUCUAAAUAUUGUGAGACUAUUUAUCAAAAGUGCAUUAAAUAUUAUGAAGGAAUAGCAUUUAAUACACACUAGAUUGUAUUACCUGUAAAGUUGCAGAAACGGCCAUAUUACUAGUAUUGACUAAAAUUACGAAGCAUAAUAUUAAUUAUAUUUAAUUUGCAGAUUUAUUUCUUGACAAUAAUGUUUAGUGCUUACCGAUAGUAUUCUCUAUUAAUAUAAAUAUAUAUAUAUAUGUAUCUAUUCACACACUAUACAGUAAUAUAUUAUUCCUAAUUUCGACCAACAAUACAUACAAUAUUAUAUUUCUUAGAAAAUUAAUCUGUUGAUAACGAUAUACCAUUUUGCAGUGUGACCAACAUGAACUGAACGUAGUCUCUUGCCGAGACAACAGAUGUCGUUAUUACGCGAUAAAGGUUGAAAAACCACGGUUUUCGUCUAAUUCAUACGUUUUAACAUUGGAUUUUUGCGUAAAAUUUGUGUGAAAACUAAUAUUAUACAUAUUUAUCGAGCUCAACCGUACUGUUCGACGACGCGGGUAUUUUUCACAAACGGUUCACGUUGGAUGACCUACUUUCCAAAAGGACCGUCCACACGGCAAGCCUGCGGUCUACGUAAGUGGAAUCACAGUGUUGUUGUUUUUUUUUUUUUUUUUUUAUCCUCGUUCACAAACCAAAUUAAUCAUUUUCACUUUUUUUUUUAAUCUUUCCCCCUCGUGGUGUGUGUAGGACAAAAAUCAUAACAACAAUAAGUUCGUCCGCCGUCGAAUUCGUCGUCGCAUCCCUUCGCGUCUCGACUUUGUCAUCCGGUACUCGGCAAUAAUCGUCCGCCGCCGACGUGUACGCACACUCGCACAUCGCUCACGAUACACACACACACACACACACACAUAAACACACACACACACACACGUAUAAUAUUUUUCUAUUAUAUUAUUGUAAUUCGCGGUCGUCCGCACGGUUGCCGUCCUGUGUGCUGUGUUGUGCUAGUGUUUUGUAUACAUAUAUAACACGUACAUAUCCAGGUACAUAAUAUACACCUAUGAUACAUGUAUAAUACAUCGUCCGACGUGUGUGUGUCCGCCGUGAAACACAAGUGCAAGUGAUAAUAUGGCCUACCGACCUACAUUAUUGCCGUUGCGGACAUCGGUCAUCGGAAAUGCCGCUGGACGACCAUGACGGCACAAUUGUCGGAAUACGCGACGUCUGGCCCGUCGAUGGCGGGCGACGACGGUAACGGCGGCGGUAGCACCAGCAGCAGCAACAGCAACGACAGCACCAGCGGCGGCGGCGUCGUCGUCGUUGACGUCAAUGAAUCCGAAGCCGCAGCCGACGCCGUUACAGCAGUAGCUUCGGUCUCAGCAGCAGCAACAGCCGCCACCGAACGAGUCAUGUUGAUCGCGUUCAAAAUAGAAAACCAAACCGACGACGAAGAAGACGCGACGGCGGCCGCCGGGCAACCGGACGACACUGGAAUGGUGGAAGAAAUCGUCGUGGUGCGGACGCCGCCGUUGUCCUCGUCGUUCUCGGACGGCAGCUCAGGUAA